Messenger RNA from Styela clava, 3761 nucleotides. RefSeq names its product phosphatidylserine synthase 1-like. The record is from RefSeq and is a predicted model, not a curated record. NCBI's taxonomy places the organism in Eukaryota, Metazoa, Chordata, Ascidiacea, Stolidobranchia, Styelidae. Gene Ontology annotation, molecular function: L-serine-phosphatidylethanolamine phosphatidyltransferase activity. Gene Ontology annotation, biological process: phosphatidylserine biosynthetic process.
UUCCCACCGGUUGGGAACCACUGCUAGCUACUGCAACAGUCUUCGAAUAUAUUAUACCGUAACUUAGCGCGAUGGUAUUCAAUCUGAAGCCUAGGCGUCAGUCAAACCGACGAUCAAAGAGACAAUAUUAUAGAUAUGAUUUCCGAGCAAUCAACGAACAACAAGUAGAAGAUAUAACUCUUGAAUUUUUCUACAAACCACAUUCCAUCACUCUACUUCUUGUUCUUGUUAUUGCUUUUUUGUAUAUUGGAUUAACUAGAGAUGACAGUGUUGGAGAAAAAAAUCUCUGGUUCGGUUGUUGCGGAGUUAUAUUUUUCUUUUCCAUUAUAAGCAUACUCGCUUUUCCUAACGGGCCAUUCACAAGACCUCAUCCUGCGAUAUGGAGAGUAUUUUUUGGAUUCAGCGUCUUGUAUUUAUUAUUUCUUGUCUUUACGUUGUUUUUAAACUUGGGUCAAGUCAAAAUGAUAAUGUAUUGGUUGGACCCAGAGGUUCGACAUGCCAAAAGGGAGGUUGACACCGUGGAGGAAUAUGCAGUCAAUUGCUCUGAUGUAAGUUUGGAACGAAUAUAUUCUAGUCUGGAUGUUUUUGCAUUUGGUCAUAUUGCUGGUUGGGCAUUGAAGGCUGUUCUUAUUCGAAGCUACAGCAUGUGUUGGACCAUAAGCAUCAUGUGGGAACUCACAGAAUUAUUCUUCAUGCAUUUGCUGCCAAAUUUUCAAGAAUGUUGGUGGGACCAACUUCUGCUUGAUAUUAUGUUAUGCAACGGAGUUGGAAUAUACAUCGGCAUCAAAACUUGCAGAUUUCUUGAAAUGAGAGAGUAUCGAUGGGAGUCUAUAAAAGACAUUCAUACCACCACUGGAAAACUAAGGCGUGCAGUUCUCCAGUUCACUCCAGCCAAUUGGUUUCCAGUUCGUUGGCUUGAUCCUGAAUGUCAUUUUAUGAGAGUUCUUGGUGUUUAUAUCCUCAUGAUAAUAUGGCAGAUGGCAGAGCUUAACACAUUUUUCUUGAAACAUUUUCUUCGAUUUCCUGCCAGUCACAUCUUUUGCUGGGGUAGGAUUCUCUUGAUUGGAAUAAUUACAGCACCGGCUAUCAGGCAAUAUUAUGUGUACAUUACUGACAAAAGAUGCAAAAGGGUUGGGAACCACACAUGGGUUUAUGUUGCGAUCAUGUGUCUAGAAACGAUUAUUUCAUUAAAAUUUGGAGCUGAGGAAUUUACCAGGACACAAAUGCUCAACAUUGCUGGAUGGUUGGUUGUCAUGCUGCUGCUGACAUUGUUGAGUUUGUAUGUUAUGUUGCUACUGUCAAAACUGGGAAUUGGUAAGGAUGUUGAGGUAUAUGAUGGAGAAUUAUCUGGACCGGAAUUUCCAAAGACUGAAAGCAGUUGUGCAAGUAGCAGUGAAGGUGCAGAUGAAGAAAAUGAAUCUGAAUCAGAAAAGAGAACAGUUAAAAACAACUCAAAUGGUCAAGGCAAAACUUACUCUCUGAGAAACAUAACGAAGCGGCAGAACUUCAGUUCUGCUGUAAGUCAUGCCAGGUUUGGAAAAUAAUAAAUAUUGCUCACAAAAUCGUAUACAUUCUUCAAAAUAUGCAGACUCCACACAAUAAUUACCUAAAGAGCUGACUUGAUCUUGUUAUCGUUUCGUUAAAUUCUCGUCAGAUUUGUCGGUUGGACAUAAUCAUUUCUACUUUGAUAAGUUCUAUUUUCUACAUUUCUUGUUUCAUGAUAUAGUAUCGGAAUGACCAACAUGCAAAACAUCAUUCAUUAUUGCUUGUUUUCAACUUUGACAAUAAUAGUAGGUGUAAAAACUAGGGCUGGGAAUGGUUAAUCUGUUAACCGAUUCUAGAUGGUUAAAGGUUACGAUUUAUUUUAACCGUUAACUGACAUCUCAGGUGCAAAUCAUCUUUAUAAUGUACAAUUUCUUCAGAAAUGAUUACUUCAUCGCAAAUUUAUCUCUUGUAGCGCUUAAUUUAAAAGAAUAUCACUAGCUGUAUUUGUAAUCUAAAGACCCAAUAAAUGUGAAAAAUAAUUGAAGUACCAAGAUUGCUGAUUAUGAAAAUUUGACAAUGAUAAAUUCAUGAUCAGUUUUCGGUAAAAGCAUAUUCUUUGGUAAAAAUAUACUGUUUUCUUGCAAAAUCGUCUAUUCAAUGUGCGCAGUUGAUGCUGUACGAAACGAUCCAGAUUGGUCAAUAAUUUCGAGAGAUUCCAGAAUAAGAUCACUCGAAAUUAAUUUGUAACCAUUGUGACGUGAUAAGCUAAAAUACCAAAUUAUUACGUCAAUUAUAGCCCUGCGGUUAACUGGUUAAUUUUCCCCGGUUAAAGUGUUUUCCUGAAAUUCCCAGCCCUAGUAAGAACACAUUAGUAUUGCCACAUUAGAUUGGUCGAUCAUAUAGUUAUUUCUGGUAUCAAGGGAGUGAACAACUGAUUUUUGAUUUUUCAAACCUCUUUGUUGAUGAAUAUUUAUUUAAUUUAUUAAUAAUUUUUCGCGAUUUUGGGAUCCAAAUUUUUCAAUAUAGACUCAAUAUUGCAACAUACCCUCUAACAAAUCUCUUUCUUACCCAUUUAAUUAUCGGUACCAAAGCUAUCAAACCACCUUUGUUACACAUGACAACGAUUGUUUUUUUAUACAUUUAUCAUCUUUUAUUGCAUUUCGAUUUUCUUCACUGGUGUACUUUUAUAUCAUGAUUUGUACACAACUUCAAAAUGUCUGAAAACUACCUCCUACAGAGAGGACACUGCUCGGGUACUUUAAGAAGUAUACUCAUCAGUAGUGUUCAGAAAAAAAAAAACAAUCAUGGUCGUUUAUCAAUUAUCCCAGGGGUCGGCCACCUACGGAGCACUAUAACCCGCCCCGCGACGCUUCACUAAAUUAUAGUAACAAAACAUCCGUUUUGACGAAUAUAUUCUUUAGACUAAAUUAUAUUAUAACCUAACAAUUAUAUAUUUCACAAUUACUCGUGUAAUGAGCAUAUAAUUUAAUAAUAAUUAAGCAAAUGGCAACAAAACGCAGAAAAGUUGAUGCUAAGUGCAGAGGGUUCAAUGCCGCUGAAAGUAUUCAAAUGGAAUUUUAUGAGAUGCAAUGAGGAAAUAAAUCCAUAUUCUAUUCGAGAAAUGUAUCACUGCUUGAUUUUUAAUAUAAAAAGUACCAUCCGUUUGGUUUUUCAACUUUCUAAAAAUACGUGCGGCCCGCCAAUGACUUGCAACCUUAAUUUUGGCCCGCGAGCGACAAAAGGUUGCCGACCCCUGAUUAAGCCUUUCGUUUCAAGUAUUUUUUUCAUAUUGCAUAUUUACUACUGAUUUGUAAGCAAAUAAGUUUGCUGGGAGUAUGUGAUGUAUUUUCGAACAUCUGAUGAUUUCAGAAUCGAAUAUUUUUCGAAUCUAAUCUCGAAUACUUGGAAGAUGUUGAGCUUAUUAUAACGUCAUUGUAUGCGACUUUUUUAUUGUAAUGGGUCCUCCAUACACAUAAAUCAAUGAAAACAUAAAAUCCAUCACCCAGUCAGUUCGCGGAGUUGCCACAUACAAUAGGAAACGUGUUUCAUGGAUAGGAAGAAAACAGUCGUAUGUCGGAUUUGCAUUUCUGAAAAAUGACUUCAAUAAAAAAAUUGAGCAGUUCACUGAAAUAGCAGAAUGGCGGUGAUUCGAAAUUUCUGUCUGGACCGAUUCGAAUAAUUUACUAUUCGAUUCGAAAUGACCAGCCCAAGUAUUAAUAGGCGCUUUCGUACUGUGGUAUUCUCACCCCGAAUACAUGAAGCAAUUUAUAUGGAAA